Messenger RNA from Penicillium chermesinum, 575 nucleotides. RefSeq lists its product as uncharacterized. The transcript has 3 exons. The record is from RefSeq and is a predicted model, not a curated record. Bases 78 to 575 code for a protein of 165 amino acids. Lineage: Eukaryota; Fungi; Ascomycota; Eurotiomycetes; Eurotiales; Aspergillaceae.
AACUCAUUGCACAUCUUGAAUGUGGAGUAAUUACCUGUGCCUUCGCUCGCUUGCGAUUUCCGUUACCCCGAUACCACAUGUUUCGCUGUGCUUUUCGGCCCUUCUCUCCCUUCCCUCGCACCAGCAUCGCCUCUACGGCGCGAUAUUUUCAUCGGGUCACGACAGAUUUCAUUGCCCAUGACGUGAGAGGGACUCUGGUUACCAGGAAGGUGCCUAUUAUCGUUGGUGACCCGGGAGAAACAUAUGUUUUAAUUGAGCCAGGGGUUGGUAAUGCCCUCCGUGCUGCCAGUCCCUUUACAUCAGCUUCUGCAGCUAGCGCUGAAGACAGAUGUAAACUUACCUUCUUCCAUGAUUCGCAACACUUUGGUUUUGAAUCAUCGAGCUAUCCCCGCCUUUACGUCCCAAGCCAAAUGCCUCGCCAAACAGAGUCAAAUACAAGCCCUGCAACUUUAUUCUUAAGCGGAAAGAUGCACGAGAUAGUCCUAGAUGAGACUCUCGAUGCAAAUUUUGCGGACAAGGCAAACGCUACUGGCCAGAACCUAGCCAGCGUACUUCACCAGCUGAAGGACAUGUGA